Closterium sp. NIES-67 is the source of this 884-nucleotide messenger RNA. NCBI's taxonomy places the organism in Eukaryota, Viridiplantae, Streptophyta, Zygnematophyceae, Desmidiales, Closteriaceae. The record is from the annotation of a GenBank genome assembly.
GCGGUUUUACACCAUGGAGCGGAACUAUGGGGAGGGGGAGACCAUGGUUCAGUAUCUCCAGAGGGUGGAUGAGAAUGUGAGGGCUUUGGAGGAGCUAGAUUACACGGUAGAUGAGAAGGAGAUCAUCUAUACUGCACUCCAAGGGUUGGAUCAAGCGGCUAAUGAGGCAUUACUACAGUACCUUCACCUCGAGCAACAGAAAUGGACCAAGGUGUGGAUUUGGGAGGUUUUAAUUUCUGAUGAGGCUCGCAAGGUUGAUGCUGGAAGAGGCCUAGAAGGAGGCAUGGGGGCAGCAGAUAAAGCUUCCUUCAGGAAAGGCUAUCAACAGCAAGGAGGUGGGGGGAAGAAGAAAGAGUUGGACAAAUGCCUUGUGCCCGGAUGCAACAAAAAACACUCUUGGAAGAGUUGCUGGAGUAGGCCUGAGGGAUGGAAGCCUCACGGCUACUCUGGAGAGGCACCACCAGUGACCAAACCUGAUUGGGUGGAGAAAAGGAUGAAGAAGGGGCUCUGGAAUAAGAAGGGCAGCAAGGGAGCAACGGCCGCAGCUGCUAAGGAUGAGAAGGGGAAGGGCCAAGACGACUCCUCCGAUGAUGGUUUCUCGUUUCUCAUGCUAGGGCAGGAUGCAUCUCUCGCUGGUCGUGCAUUGGCUGAUCCCAACUUCCUGGUUCUAGACUCUGGAGCAACAUCUGGGAUGCUUCCUCGCCGUGAUCUUUUCACCUCCUACCAUCCUCUCCCACCAAACUCUAGGAGAGGGCCAAGGUAAAGGUGUUAAGGUCAGAUCGGGGUGGAGAGUACCUUGGGAAAGAACUUCAAAUCUUCUUGGAAGAAAAGGGUAUUUCCCACCAGCUCUCUGUACCUUACACGCCGCAGCAAAAUGGGGCAGC